GGAAGUACUUCAUUAUUGUUGCUGACUAGACGCUGAUGUCGAGAUGCAGGUGGAUGAUUGAUUCUGCUUGCGCUCUCACGGGAUCUCAUCAACCAAACACUUAGCCAAAGGAAAUCAGUAUCAAGUAGCCUACUGCUAACAUUUUAAAUGUGAGCUUGUAAAUUUGGUCUGUACACUAACGCAUUCCGUGAAUCGUUAGUGGUUGCCGCGGCCUGUCUUUGUUGUUAUCCAAACUAGCACUCCAAUCCAACCCGUUUGUGUAGCUAGCUAACUAGAUUCAGUCAGAGUUGAAGUGUGUCUUUUAUUUUAUAUUUAGUCAUCUAUCAUUGCAUUGUGGGUAAAAUGUCUAGCGAGGAAUAAGAUAGCUGGCGACUAGCUAGGUAGUUAGCUAAAUUAUCUUGACCAACCGUUGCUAAACUAAUUGGCUAAUUGGUUUGUGUUAAUCCCUGUUGGACGGGAUGAGUUGUUAGCUAUUUUAGAUACCUACAUAUUUUUGGAACUAUCCCACGAUCAACGUUAGUGAAAAUCCCCCAGAACUUGUUGAGGUCUCCUCUUUUAGAUCCACCUCUAGCCGACCAUGUCUGAGCCGGGUUCUGGCUGUGGUGAUCCGGCCCAGAGGAGCUCACAACAGGGUCCGGAGGUGGUGUCAGUGAAGCUGGAGGACUGCAGUCAAACACUGGAGCUCAAUGUGAUUGUGAAAGAGGAGGAGGAGAGAGAAAUCAAGGAGGAAGAAAACAGUGACUCCGGAAAGAGCUCCAACCCAGACUCAGACAGCAAGCCCAGUCCCACAGCAUCAGGAAACCGCAGACAGAAGCCCCAACCCUGCUCUAGCGACAGUUUUAUUUGUCCAACUCACCUCAAAUCAUACCAACCAACUCCCAAAAUAAAUAAGACUUACCUUUGCCGUAAAUGUGGGAAGAGUUUUCAGACACCAAGCAAGCUAAAGGCUCAUCAGAGUAUGCACAAUGGAGAGAAUCCUUACCCCUGCUCCCAGUGUGAGAAGAGCUUCAAUCAUUCAGGAAGACUUAAGGACCAUCAAAGAGUACAUACUGGGGAGAAGCCUUACCACUGCUCUCUUUGUGGGAAGAGUUUCAGUCAGUUAGGAAACCUGAAGACUCAUCAGAAAAAUCACAAGCCUUACCACUGCUCACAAUGUGGGAAGAGUUUCAGCGAGAAAGUAAAACUUACGGGACACGAGAGAGUACAUAGUGGAGAGAAACCUUACCACUGUACCCAAUGUGGGAAAAGCUUCAAUUAUUAUUCAGUACUUAAGGAACAUCAAAGAGUACAUACAGGGGAGAAGCCUUACCACUGCACACUUUGCGGGAAGAGUUUCAGUUGGGCAACAAACAUAAGGAAUCAUCAGUUAAGACACAUUGGAGAGAAACCUACAUGUACUCUCAAUGUGAUUGUCAAAGAGGAGGAGGGCGAACAGAGACACAUUAAGGCAGAAGAGCGAGAAGUUGAGGUAGAGGAGAGAGAGGUAAAGGAAGAGGCUACAUAAACUAACUCCAUAGGAAUGUAAAGGAACACCUAUCCUUGCAAUGCUGUCUUCUGUGACAGGGCAUAGGCAGCAACAUUGAGGGCUAUCUUUUAAAGUAAUGUCUAUUCUACUUCUAUAAGUGUAUUGGAAGGUAGAAAAUCAACUCCAGAAGGUACAUACCACCACCUACUUUGAUAGUGUACAAAGCCAAGAUUGGUGAUUUACUGCCAGCUGUAGUUAUGGAAGGUCAGCUCCAUAUAAUUCACUGGUUGACCCCUCCUGCUGACCUGGAUGGAA
Oncorhynchus kisutch (coho salmon) is the source of this 1780-nucleotide messenger RNA. Its product is annotated as zinc finger protein 239-like. The transcript is spliced from 2 exons. Gene Ontology annotation, molecular function: DNA-binding transcription factor activity; RNA polymerase II cis-regulatory region sequence-specific DNA binding. NCBI's taxonomy places the organism in Eukaryota, Metazoa, Chordata, Actinopteri, Salmoniformes, Salmonidae. The coding region runs from base 578 to 1504 and encodes 308 amino acids. The record is from RefSeq and is a predicted model, not a curated record. Gene Ontology annotation, biological process: regulation of transcription by RNA polymerase II.